UUGAUUGAAGAAAAAGAAAAAAGCUUCUGCUCCACUCCGAAAUGGAGGCGUGGAUACGACGCAUGCGCACUCCGUCCACAACUAUCCAGUCCCGUCCAGAAGCGCAGACAUCAACAAGAGAGCGGUUUACUGAUGCGGCUUGAUUUUCAUAACAGUCACGUCGUAACGACACGCCGCAAGGACUAUUACUUUGUAUCACCUCCACGCAACUUGCAGCAAGAUGUUUGGCUUUCACAAGCCGAAGAUGUACAGGAGUUUGGACGGCUGCUGCAUCUGCCGCGCAAAGUCGUCAAGCUCUCGCUUCACGGACAGCAAGCGCUACGAGAAGGAUUUCAGGAGCUGCUUUGGACUGAGUGAAACGCGAUCUGGGGAAAUCUGUAACGCCUGCGUGCUCCUCGUGAAACGAUGGAAAAAGCUUCCUGUGGGAACCAAGAAAAACUGGAACCACGUCGUCGAUGCCAGAGGAGGUCCCAGCCUAAAGAUAACUUCGAGGCCCAAGAAGAUAAAAUCCAUCUCCAAGAAAGCGAGGCCGAGUCAGAUAAGCAGGCUGCAGAAAGAGCUCAAAAGAAGCAACUCCGAUGCUCACAGCACCACCUCCAGUGCUUCUCCAGCUCAGUCUCCCAGCUACAGCAACCUGUCAGACGAGGGGUCCGACACGGAGAUCAGCCCCGGGUCCAGCCGCUCCCCCGUCUUCUCCUUUCUGGACCUGACUUACUGGAAAAGGCAAAAGGUGUGCUGUGGGAUAAUCUACAAGGGGCGCUUCGGAGAAGUGCUCAUCGACCCCCAUUUGUUCAAACCGUGCUGCCGCAACAAGCAGCGACAGCAGCAGCAGCAGCAGCAACAACGGCAGGAGGAGGAGGAGGAGGAUGAGGAGGAGGAGGACGAGGAGGAAGAGGUGGAGGUGGAGGAGGCCCAAGUGGAUGCUGAAAAAUCCCAGAUGGAGGAGGAGGCGAAGGAGUUACCGAGGUGUGAGGAGAACGGCGAGCCUCCUCAGCAGCUACGUGUUACCGUGACAACGUCUCCAGCCAGGAGCGAGGAGGCGGCGGCGGCGGCGGCGAUGGUGGUGGUGAAGGAAGGGUGGUAAAGUCACACAUCUCUGAAGAAAUCUUGGGGUGCUGUUAUGUUUUUUUUUUAUUUUAUUUUAUUUCUAGAGCACUUACAGAAAGAAAUUCCCUCAGAUUGCCUUCAAUCAUAAAGCAGCUGAAAAUCCUUCGGUCUUCUCCAUUAUAACGUUGGAGGGUUGUUUAUUAUGUUGUAACUUAUGAACUGUUGUGUUUCCACUCUCUCUUUUUUUUUUGUUGUUUUUUUGAUAUUUAAUAUUCUUACCAUCGCUCCGAUGGGCCGUCAUCUGUGUUGUCAUUGAUCUACUUUAGAUGCUGGAGCUCUAGUUUGCUGGUACAUUUAACGGACUUUAUUCCAAAACAGAUCCACUUAUUUACAGAAAAAAAGGUGCUACUUGACAUUCAUCACUCAACAAAUCAAACACAAUCUCAGUGUGGAUAUUUCAGAAGCAUAUAUGUGAAUAUGAUUAAGAUGAUGGGGCUCAUUCUGCUGUCUUUGUAAAGAGUAGGGAUCUCUUUUUGUUUAAAUGGUGGCUAUGCCGUUUUGGAAUCAAAGACACUUUACUGUGGCCGAGCACAUACCUGUACAGUAGCCCGUGUGUUUUCUCUGUCUGCUCACGACGACACCCACUCCUAUCAAACUGUUUUUUUUUUUUCUUUAGACCGGAUAAGCGUCUCUGUGUUCAAAUGAUGGUCCGAUUUUAAACAAGGCCUAUUCACAGCUUCAACAGCAAAUACACCAGCCUUAACUAUGUGUUACAGACAGUGCUAGUGUUAAUUCUGGAUUGGUAUUAAGGAACAAAAAGGGACGGUAGCUAUAUUUAUUGUGGCCUCAGCAACACGUAGUGCAUUUUGCAUGAAUGGCAAAAAAAAACCCACUCAUCCAAAAGACCUGGUGAUCUGAUGCAUGAGUCUCCUAAAAUUGCAUGGCCUUAUAGAAAACUGUAAAUUUUACUUUUAUUUUUUUGGAUCCGUUUCUCUGAAGUUUUAGCUUAUUUUUAUAUGUAAACAAGAAAAACCGAAAAAGGAAAAACAGACGUGUCUUUGCAUAAUAAUACCACACAAUACAACAGCAAAACUCCAUAUCGGUCUAUAGUCAUUCAGCAAUAUCAAUAUCAGUGAUUUCUGUCAUUCCUGGGUCAGUGUACGGUAAAAAUACUUUAUACAAGCUGAAAUCCUAUGCCAUUGCCUAUUAUAUACCACAAAUGUGUUGUGAUAUAUAGCCUAAUAUUAUUAUUUAUCAAAUGAGAAGCCAAAGCACAUUGAAAUUCACCCAAUGUCAAAUCAAUGCAGGUUUUCUAUGGACACUUGUGCUUGUCCGAGGUCAUUUGUAUGUAUGUAUCGUAUUCUAAGAAGAACACUAAUAUGAAAUUUCAUACUUGUGAUGUUGUAGUUAGGAGCAGAGGGUGUGCUAUGUACAUAUUGGGUUGGGCGAGUCUUACGGCUCUUAUAUCGGUUUUCGUUAUUUAUUUAUUUUAUAUUUAUUUGUAUCCCUGCAUCCCUGCUUAGACGUGCUGUAACUCUUUUUCACCAUUAGCUCACACGUAGAAUGGUUUUAUUCAUUGGAAAAACGAAUGUAAUUCUCACGCAAGCUCCGCUUUGACGUUGCGUCGAAUUACUGGUUGUCAAUAUUUGUGAAUUGUUGUUAAGUAUUUAUUUACUCAUCGGCUGAGUUGCGCGUGCAACCUAACUUAUUCUGUAUCAUCACUCUGGAUCUGUAUCAUGUAGACUGAAACGACUGAUAGAUUGCAACCAAACUGUACGUCUCCCUUUUUACCUUGUAGCUUAAAAGAGAAUAGUAGAGAACAGAAUAGUAGGAUACUUAACUCUAGACUUGCAUGAACUGUUGCUAUGCAUUUACCUAGCUUACAAGUUAGACAAAGCGGUUUUGUAUUUUUUAUACAUCAUGUACUUUUUUUACUUGUCCCUUAAUAAAAGUAAUUUUGUGAGUUUUCUGGAA
Messenger RNA from Mugil cephalus (flathead mullet), 3021 nucleotides. RefSeq names its product SIN3-HDAC complex-associated factor-like. Bases 221 to 1084 code for a protein of 287 amino acids. The record is from RefSeq and is a predicted model, not a curated record. The transcript has 6 exons. NCBI's taxonomy places the organism in Eukaryota, Metazoa, Chordata, Actinopteri, Mugiliformes, Mugilidae. Gene Ontology annotation, biological process: negative regulation of cell migration.